AUGUCCCAGAGAACACCCUCCAGCCCUGCCUCGAGCCUGAGCUCGGCGGGCCCCUCAACUCCGCCAAUGGCGACGUUCUACCACUCGCACGUCGUCCCGCUCCCACCGAUGACGCCAGCGCUGGCUUCGUCUGACCUCGACCGCCCGUCGAGUGUGUCGUCCUUCCGCGCACCAGCGCAGGCAGGCACGCCGGUGCCGGUAUCCGCGGUGCUUGCCACCGCGACGAACGGGGGCAAGCCCCGAAUCAAGUGGGAUAUGGCGUGCGACCCACUCCGGUGGGCAUAUGACCGCGAGCUCAAGGACACCGGCCUGUCCCUCGUACUGAGCGAGCCCGCCGCGUCCCCGGACGUCGCGCGCCUUUUGGUCACCAUCUCUGGGGCGUCGUACCCCUACGAGAUCUUCGUCGAGCGGCCGACGUCGCUCACUGCCCCGCUUUAUGUGAGCAUCCGCGAUGUGCUCGUUGCGAUUUUCGACAACCUUUGGCGGCCUGUCACCGCCGCCGAGCAGCAGGGCGCUGCACAACAGAACCCCCGUGCGUGGCAGGCUGCGUGCGCAGCGCACCGACAGCGCGCCGCCGGUCGUUCGGGCGAAGAUAUGCGCAGGUUGGAUUUUCUGACGGGCCGCACGGUGUUCCAAGGGCUGGGGUCGAAGGGGGUGAACGGUAAGAUACCGCAAUUGGAGGUCCGGGUUGGCGCGCGCGAGUCGUGA
Molecule: messenger RNA, 708 nt
Organism: Rhodofomes roseus
Lineage: Eukaryota; Fungi; Basidiomycota; Agaricomycetes; Polyporales; Fomitopsidaceae
Exons: 1
Coding region: 1-708 (235 amino acids)
Source: RefSeq, a predicted model, not a curated record